Molecule: messenger RNA, 498 nt
Organism: Serpula lacrymans var. lacrymans S7.9
Lineage: Eukaryota; Fungi; Basidiomycota; Agaricomycetes; Boletales; Serpulaceae
Exons: 2
Source: RefSeq, a predicted model, not a curated record
CGCAGCAGAAAACAUAUCAUAUCUAGCCCUGCCGCAAGAACUUUGGCCUGAGUAGUCUCGUGCUUACCGAUCCAUGGCUGCGUGAGCGAUCAAUCGAACCUAGUACCUCAUAUUUUUCAGUCCCCUCGUUCUGACGAAUCUUGAUAUGUGCCGCUGGUGUCCAUUGAGAGGACAUUGCCCGCGGCAUGAGUAAUUACAACUUUUCUUCAUGGCUACUCCACUUCCUCAUCAAAACGCUCGUUGUUCACAGCUUUGACCGUGUCCAAACUAAGUCAUAUAUCACCCCCUGGUGUGAGGUAUAUUUUUCUUUGAUGCUCAGCUUGUGGUUUCCGUCAACUUUUGCAGAAAGAUCCGUGACCGCCGAAGCGCUGCACUACUAUAUUCCCGCGUCUACCUCGAUCGGAUCGAUUACUUUCCGGCCGUUGUUGAGAACUACCAAUGGAACGCUGGAACUCGCCAAAUUUUUCACAGGUAGUCGGACAUGAUGGUAGCAAUGUU